AGUAGCCGGAGGCACAUUUCAGACGGAUUAUCUGAAGGUAACAUAGAAGGGUUUGGCAGGAUAGUAGUUGGACACUACAAAUUGACAUGUGUCUUUUUAUUGUAACAGUAAAUGUACUCAAGAAAACGCUUACUUAAAGAAACAGUGAACGGGUUUUUGAUUUGACCUGAUUGUUUCCAGAGGGAUUCCUCAGGUUAUGUACAGGUUAACUGGCUAAUCCAACGAGAUAACUAGUUAAAUCCGUGGUUGCUAAUCCUUUUCAGACACGUAUCCUCUGAACACCGUUAAAAAGAGUAGGAGGAGUGUCCUACUGCAACGACCGUUACGAUAACAACGACAAAGUAUUGUAACCACAACUCGAAAGUUUUUUUUUAGUUGGACAUGUUUGAGAGAGACUGAAUACAAAAUCAUUUAUUUUCCGUAAACUGAUAGCCUACUAGUUUCGUCUGAAAGAAUGCGGACUAAACUUGAAGUGGUGAAACGGAAACGUGACGCUGGUGAAUGUGAAAGGGUCACUUCUUGUUCAGCAGCAGAAACAUUAGGUGCCAGUGUGCCGCUCCUCAGGGCAUGAAACUUCUACCCAAGUUUGCACCGAGGAAGGAAGCGACAACAUGGCACUCUGCGGAAGAAGGCACCGACCAAAGAUACUUUUCUCAUUCUUGAGUGUCACUUUAGUGGGAUAUCUAGUGUUUUUCAGGCACAACUCAGUGGACGUGAGUGUGACAAACCGACAAGAGCCCUCCGGGGAGCGAGAGGUGGGGAAUGAAGAGCUAAAGAAACCCGUCUACGAGAGGCCCCCCAUGGAUUUAUUAGCCCUGGGUGAAAUGGGGAGAGCCGUCAAGCUGAAUCUGAACGGAGAGGAGAAGACAAAAGAGGAAGAAAGCAUCAAAAAACAUCAGAUAAACACUUAUGUCAGUGAUAAAGUGUCGCUACACCGCAGUUUGCCAGAGAGAUGGAACCCACUUUGCAAAGAGGUGGAGUAUGACUACAGGUCCCUGCCAACAACCUCCGUUGUCAUCACCUUCUACAACGAGGCCUGGUCCACCCUGUUGAGGACGGUCCACAGCGUCCUGGAGACGUCUCCGGACAUCCUGCUGAAAGAGGUGGUGCUGGUGGACGACUACAGUGACAGAGCUCAUCUGAAGGGGCCAUUGGAGCAGCACAUCUCAGGUUUGAGGAAGGUGCGUUUGAUCCGGGCCACCAAGAGGGAGGGGUUGGUGCGUGCCCGGUUGCUCGGGGCAUCCAUUACCACGGGUGAUGUGCUGACCUUCCUGGACUGUCACUGCGAGUGUCAUGACGGCUGGUUAGAGCCUCUGCUUCACAGGAUCAAAGAGGAGCCUUCGGCGGUGGUGUGUCCUGUCAUUGAUGUGAUCGACUGGAACACUUUCCAGUAUUUAGGGAACUCUGGUGAACCUCAGAUUGGAGGCUUUGAUUGGCGGUUGGUCUUUACCUGGCACACUGUCCCAGAAUAUGAACAGAAACGCCGUCGAUCGCCUAUUGAUGUCAUCAGGUCUCCUACUAUGGCAGGUGGUCUGUUUGCUGUGAGCAAGAACUACUUCCAAUACCUGGGAACAUACGACACAGGCAUGGAGGUGUGGGGGGGGGAGAACCUGGAGUUCUCCUUCAGGAUUUGGCAGUGUGGAGGCAGCCUGGAGGUCCACCCAUGCUCCCAUGUGGGCCACGUGUUCCCUAAAAAGGCCCCCUACUCACGCAGCAAAGCUCUGGCAAACAGUGUGAGAGCCGCUGAGGUCUGGAUGGAUGAAUUCAAAGACGUCUACUACCAUCGAAACCCCCACGCACGACUGGAGGCCUUUGGAGAUGUGACAGCGCGGAGGAAGCUUAGAGAGAAGCUGGGCUGUAAGGACUUCAGGUGGUAUCUGGAUAAUAUUUACCCCGACAUUCACGUCCCAGAGGAUAAGCCGGGCAUGUUUGGAAUGCUGAAGAGCCGCGGCAAAUCCAACUACUGUUUCGACUACAACCCUACAGACGAGCACAACGUGGUGGGACAAAGAGUCAUCCUGUACCAGUGUCACGGCAUGGGGCAGAAUCAGUUCUUUGAGUACUCCACAGAAGGGGAGAUCCGCUACAACACCAGGGAGCCUGCUGGGUGCGUUGUGGGUGACCCCAUCAGCACCUACCUGACCCUCCAGCUGUGUCGGAAACGAGGACAACCCAUGCCUCAAGACCAGAAGUUUGUCCUCCGGGAGGACGGUAGCCUGUACCAUGAGCUGAGCCAGAAGUGUGUGCAGGCGGUAGACAAGACAGAAAACGGGACCCCAGCCCCCUCACUCCAGCCCUGCUCCGACAGCCCGCACCAGAAGUGGUUCUUUGAGGAGAGAAUGUAAUGGUAUCAAACUAGCAGAUAUUUAUAUUUUUCAUUCAGGGCUGAUAUCCUGUGGAGGGAUAUGUUUUCCACACAUUUUUGUGCCAGCUGGACUCAAUGGACCAAUUAGAAAUGAUACCGACAAGUACUUACUUUAAGUACUUUGUAAAUAUAUAGGGGGAUAUUUUUUCUAGGAUGCUGUUGCUGGGAGACAGGAGCCAACUGAAAUAUGCAUUGUUUUUUCUAAUCAAGAAGGCACUUUUACAUGCUGAUAUUUUGCAUUUUUUUCUCCUUUGCACACUUCUCUAGUAGGGCAAUCUUUUAGCUCAACUUAGCACUUGCUUCACGCACACAUGGACACUGAAACGUCUGUGUGUCGGUCUUAAUGAAAAUAACAGUUUUACAUCUCUUUUAACAAACUCAAAGCCUCUCAUGUGCUAGUGGCUGACAUUUGCAGAGCCGCAUCAUCAUGAGGCAUUUUCAAAAUGUUUCAACUUCUCCUGUAGAGGGGGCCAACGCUCCUCUCUGCAAGUUCCUCUCUUUUACUGUUUUCUCUCUUCGUAGAGAGAAAGUUGGAGAAAUAUUCAGGUAUUUCGUUAGGAAUCUUUUGAGUGCUUUAUACUCUUACACACAGUGGCUUAGGAAAAGCCUUAAAGGGGACCUAUCAUGCAAAAUGCCCUUUUUGAUGUCUUUUAUACAUAAAUAUGUGCCCCCGGCAUGUCAGGGAACUCACAAAGUGUCAGAAAAUAAAACCCUCUCUCUUUUCCUCCGCAUAUCUCUGAAAAACGGGGCUACAACGAGCUGAUCUAGAUUUGCCAUCCGAUAUGACGUUAUUUACGUAAUAUCGGCACCCACGUGGUGGACCCACGGCCCUAUCAGAAAGUUGCUAUCAGAAUCAAGGCCCGACGUGUUUUGGACGUAAUAUGGCCUUUGUUUACAUUAGCAAGCAUC
Trematomus bernacchii (emerald rockcod) is the source of this 3274-nucleotide messenger RNA. RefSeq names its product UDP-N-acetyl-alpha-D-galactosamine:polypeptide N-acetylgalactosaminyltransferase 12 (gene galnt12). The transcript is spliced from 10 exons. The record is from RefSeq and is a predicted model, not a curated record. The coding region runs from base 612 to 2345 and encodes 577 amino acids. Gene Ontology annotation, cellular component: Golgi apparatus. NCBI's taxonomy places the organism in Eukaryota, Metazoa, Chordata, Actinopteri, Perciformes, Nototheniidae.